AUGUACGAAAUAUAUUUAUUUGCAACACAACACGACUUUGAUGUGUCGGUUAGAAUACUUCAAUCUGUCUCUGCUGUGAAUUCGUUAUAUUUUGAGACAAUCAAAGAAUUCAAUAUAGUACAAGAGAAUGGUGAAAGUGUAUUAGAAAUUAUUUGUUACAUCGACAGAUUAAUUGGUGACUAUUUUACAGUUCCCAUUACACUCGAUGUUAUUCGUUAUUUUUGUUCCGAUUUAGUGGAAGUGGUGAAUUUAGUUGAAACGUUGAAAGAUCAUCUUCAACACGAAUACAACGUUCCAUUCCCUUACUUAUUUAGUGAACUUUCUGUCGCUAUCCAAAGUGAUACCUCAUCACCAAUUCCGGUCAUGAAAGUUUCAUUCUUUGGGUUUGUCCUUCCACAUAUAAUAAACAGUGUUAAAAAUGUACAAGGGCUCUCUCCAUACCUACCACUUGAGUUUCAAACGACCGGCAUAGAGUAUUCCGAUAUCACAACGAAAGUGGAAAUCAAUUCACUUACAAUGUUUAUCCACAAAUUGAUAUUCCAGUCAUUUCCUUCUAACACAACAAGUGCACCACAACCAGAUAUAGCAAAAAUCCCUUCACAUUUGGUGCAAUAUAUCAAUUGCCUUCCACUCCAAUUUAUCGAAAAGUUGUGUAAGAGGAGACUGCCCACUUUUUCAAAAAUAGUGUCGACAAUGCAAGUCGAUGAGUUCUUUGUUAAUUGUACAACUUUUAAACAUUGUUUGGUGACUCAAGUGAAUGACAUUUUCUCUGUGUUUUCACGUCAGAAUUGUAGUAUCAUUGAUGGAGGGACGUAUGGUGCCGUGUUCAACGUUUCUAUCAACGACAAAUUUUAUGCCGUCAAGGAGUUUGCAAAGGAACAUGUAGCUAUGAAAGAGGCGCGCACUCUCAAUUUGUGUAAACACCCAAACAUAGUCACUAUAUACCAAUUUAUUGAAGCACCAAAUUCUGUGCUCCACACGUUCAAUUCAACACUCCCAUUACUUAAUAAUAGAUCGUAUUACAUCGUCAUGGAAUGCUCUGCGUAUGGCUCAUUGACUAACGUCUUAGAGAAAAAUCCCAAUGGACUUUCACUUGAAAUUAUUCAACAAUUUACCAUUGAUAUCAAUAACGCACUGAAGUAUCUUCUUUACGAGAAAAGGCUUGUGCAUCGAGACAUUAAAUCGAGAAAUAUAUUAGUAUUUACAGACCCAAAUAAAGCAUGUGGCUUGUCUUUAAAACUGUGCGACUUUGGAUUUGCUCGAUACGUUGGAGAUAACCAUUUUGACACAAUGGUAGUGGGUACGUCUUAUAUCAAUCAACCAGAAAUAAAGCAGAAUCAAAUAUACAAUGAUUCAUGUGAUUUGUUUAGUGUGGGUGUUGUGCUCUUUGAAAUGAUUACGUCAAAUAGUUUAUAUGUAGUUACAUGUCCCGAUGAAAAUGUCAAUGAGACUUACAAGACUUAUAGAGAAGCUCUUGAUUUACUCAAACCAAACUCUAAAUACUUGGCUACUCAAAACAAUUCAUACACUUUACUUGUGCAACUCAUUUAUUCGAUAUUCCAACCCCAACAAGAACGAAUCGGAUGGGAAGAAUACUUCAACCACAUGUUCUUCUCGCACAAAUUGAAUUGA
This is a messenger RNA of Entamoeba invadens IP1, 1632 nucleotides long. RefSeq names its product serine-threonine protein kinase, putative. Gene Ontology annotation, cellular component: cytoplasm. Gene Ontology annotation, molecular function: ATP binding; protein serine/threonine kinase activity. NCBI's taxonomy places the organism in Eukaryota, Evosea, Mastigamoebida, Endamoebidae. The record is from RefSeq and is a predicted model, not a curated record. Gene Ontology annotation, biological process: peptidyl-serine phosphorylation; autophagy. The transcript has 3 exons. Bases 1 to 1632 code for a protein of 543 amino acids.